CGCACUCAUUCGUGUCUCUCGACCACAACCGUGUGCAUAUACUGACCAAGGGGAACAUGUCGAAACCGCUCACUCUCGCACGUUUGGAGGAUCUGACGCUGGGCGCGUUUGCGUUCCUGCCGAGGUCGGAGACUUUGGACCACCUCGUCAGGUUCCUGAGCACCUGGAGCGGCAGCGACAAGUUCUUUAUGCUUGUUCAAUACACUGUCAAGCUCUUGGUGCCGUUCUUGAAAUGGCGCGCCCGUCUGCAGCACGGUGCGGGGCUGCGAAAGGCACCCGUUAGCCCGUCGGCCGAUAGGCUCGGGAAACUUGGUAGCAUCAUUAGUGAUGCCAGGAUGCUUUUCAGACUGUGGGGCCUUCUCCCCAUUUACCAGUGGAUGACUACUCUGGAGCGCAGCCCGUCGCCUACGCGCAAGCUGCGUACCAUCGAGCGCCUACAGGGCUGGUCUAUGCUCGGGUACUAUCCCCUAGAGCACCUCUACUACCUGCUGUCGCACGACAUCAUCCCCGACAAGAUCACCCUCCCCUCUCUCACCGCUUUCGUCCCCUUCAUCCGGACGCGCCCUAGCACGAAGCACAUCCCUCUCCAGCUCGGCACGCUCGGCCUGUGGUCGACUCGCUUCUGGGCCGCCUAUGUCUUCCUGCAGCUCGCCCACUUGCGCGAGGACGAAAAGCUCCUCCGUGUGCGGGCACGCACCCUCGCGAAGACCAAGACCGGCGCGUCUGCCGCGGAGAAGGCGGAGCUCAAGCAGCGCAAGAAGGCGCUCACGAGCGAGCUCAUCGUCAACUUGGCUUAUCUGCCGCAGACCCUCCACUGGUCAACCGAAAAGGGCAUUUUCGAGAACGAGGUGUGGCUGGACAUCUGCGGGCUCGUUGCGGGCAUUGCCUCCUGGAAGAGCGGCUGGGAGGCGACCGCACUCAAGCCUGCGCCCAGUCUCGCGGACAUGCCUCCUAUGGAGCCGACGGAGGAAAAGCUCGCACCCCAUUUCGACGAUCCCCUGAAGGAUUUGAUGGAGGAGCCGUCCCUGGGCGAUAUGUAGGCGUGGUGGACCGGGGAUAGGAUGCAGUGUGUCGUGUAUGUGGGUCGACGGGCGUGCCGGUGGCUCGAGAACGGCUCGUACGGCGGCUCUGCGCGGCGCUUUGGCUCCCCUUGAGACUUCCAUUUGGGCGUGUAGGAACGUGUAUCAGGUCGGUUCGUGCAUGUCUUGAUGUACUGCCUCUGAAACCGCGGUGUUUAGGGAACGUAUUUACUAAUUUCUCUACCUCGAGGGUGCGUUUAUCUGAUGC
Trametes versicolor FP-101664 SS1 is the source of this 1287-nucleotide messenger RNA. RefSeq lists its product as uncharacterized. NCBI's taxonomy places the organism in Eukaryota, Fungi, Basidiomycota, Agaricomycetes, Polyporales, Polyporaceae. The transcript has 7 exons. The record is from RefSeq and is a predicted model, not a curated record. Bases 57 to 1040 code for a protein of 327 amino acids. Gene Ontology annotation, biological process: peroxisome fission. Gene Ontology annotation, cellular component: peroxisomal membrane.